AUCCCCGUCCUUUACCUUUACCGCCCACAAUCGAACAAAUCAUUUUUCACUUUACUUUCCUUCUACACCCCAACCGCGCAUAGCUCACUUUAUACUGCGUACAUAAACCCUACACAAUUCGUGUUGUGAGGAGACUGCUCACAUCUCUACUCAAUCACCCUCAAGUAUAGAAUAUCGAUCUUUACCUAAGAAGUCCAGAUCUUUAUAACAAAUCAAGAGCUAGCCUACGUCGUUCUCUACUCUCUGCAAGUUUUCUACUCACAAGAGAAGCGCCUCAUCCAGAAGAGUGCAUCAAUUCCCUCUUCGGGCAUUUACUCAACUAAGUUCCAGAACCAUCAACAACCAUGGCACCUAGAUUCGGAGGCGGUGAAAAAUGCGGCAUCUGCGAUAAGACCGUGUAUGCUCAGGAGAAGAUUGAAGCUGGAGGGGUACCCUUCCACAAGACCUGCUUCAAGUGCUCACACUGCAAGAUGUCGUUGAGCCUCCAGAACUACGCCCAGGCAGAGAAGAUUCUGUACUGCAAGAAUCACUACCAGUCCGAAGUUGUGGCGAAGAAUGCUCAGAUUGUGUCUUGAUGAGCAGAAAGAGGACAGACUCUCCUUCAGGGAACAUGCUGUAGAAACUAGCAGUACAUUUGUAUUUAACUCUGGUAGAUGUUACCAUAGCCUUGAGGAAGCGAGUGAUAUAAUGAAAGCUCUGUGCCUCCAACAGCUGAAAAGAAAAUCCGUCCACUAAGUGAGGGUUACGAUAUUAAGGCUAGACCAUUGAUACUGAAGAAAUGAAAAACUUACAAUGAUCACCCUAGAGACAAGAUUUUCAGAGAGCUUUGAAAUUGUCAAUUCUUUUGAGGAGCUGGAUUGAGUUGAAUGAUUUCGAGAGGUUGAAUUUGAACAAGAAAUAUAAGGCUUUUGCCUCUUUACAGCAGUUACUUUUUAGUGUCUUUCGAUUUUAUUGGUUUCUUUUUAUAAUUAAAGCAAAAUUCCUUUUCAGCUGUUGUGAUUCAUGUAAUUUUGAUGAAUUUUUGUUUUCACAAGGUGCUAUACUGUUCUUAAUCAGGCAUGACACAGAAUAAUGUUGAUUUAUGUUUUUGUUACACAUGCCUUACAUCACAUACCAUACAUUUCAUUUGAUGCAUUCUUACUUCAUUUCCAGUUUGUUGAAUAUAUAUAUAGAUGGAGGAAAGAAUUCAUUAUACCCUUUAGUACGUUUCAAGCAAUAAAA
This is a messenger RNA of Aplysia californica (California sea hare), 1221 nucleotides long. Its product is annotated as LIM domain-containing protein WLIM2b. NCBI's taxonomy places the organism in Eukaryota, Metazoa, Mollusca, Gastropoda, Aplysiida, Aplysiidae. The record is from RefSeq and is a predicted model, not a curated record. The coding region runs from base 345 to 575 and encodes 76 amino acids. Gene Ontology annotation, biological process: actin filament bundle assembly. The transcript has 3 exons. Gene Ontology annotation, molecular function: actin filament binding. Gene Ontology annotation, cellular component: plasma membrane; actin cytoskeleton.